Molecule: messenger RNA, 2039 nt
Organism: Athene cunicularia (burrowing owl)
Lineage: Eukaryota; Metazoa; Chordata; Aves; Strigiformes; Strigidae
Gene: PDLIM3
Product: PDZ and LIM domain 3
Exons: 8
Coding region: 168-1259 (363 amino acids)
Biological process (GO): actin cytoskeleton organization; heart development; muscle structure development
Cellular component (GO): adherens junction; stress fiber; Z disc
Molecular function (GO): muscle alpha-actinin binding; actin binding
Source: RefSeq, a predicted model, not a curated record
AGCACAGUGCCCGCAGCUGUGGGGCGAGUUAAACUUCCUAAGAGGUACAUAAGGUCGACUGCCCUGUUCAGCAGGUGCUCUACUGACAGCACCCUUCCUCCUACAGCUUGGCUCCACACACAGACCUAAGGAACAAAGAACAAUAACCAACAAAAAAACUAUCCACAAUGCCACAAAAUGUUAUUCUCCAAGGACCGGCACCCUGGGGAUUCAGGCUCUCAGGAGGAAUAGAUUUUAAUCAACCCUUAAUCAUAACCAGGAUUACACCUGGAAGUAAGGCUUCAGCUGCCAACCUGUGCCCUGGUGAUGUUAUUAUAGCUAUUGAUGGUCUAAGCACAGAGAACAUGACACAUAAUGAUGCCCAGGAGAGAAUUAAAGCAGCUACACAUCAGCUUUCUUUGAAAAUAGAGAGGGCAGGAACUAAAUUAUGGUCCCCGCAAGUUUCAGAAGAUGGCAAAGCACAUCCCUUCAAGAUAAACUUGGAAGCUGAACCACAGGAUAUGAACUACUUUGAACACAAGCAUAAUAUUCGGCCCAAACCUUUCAUAGUCUCAGGCCGAAGCAGUGGAUGCAGCACUCCUUCGGGGAUUGACUGUGGCAGUGGACGUAGUACCCCCUCUUCAAUUAGCACGGUUAGCUCUAUCUGCCCUACUGAGCUGAAAGCAGUGUCUAAGAUGGCCCCUAACAUUCCCUUGGAAAUGGAGCUUCCUGGUGUCAAGAUUGUACAUGCUCAGUUUAACACACCUAUGCAGUUGUACUCAGAUGACAAUAUCAUGGAAACACUGCAAGGACAAGUUUCUACAGCUUUGGGGGAAACACCCAUAAUAAGUGACCCAUCUCCCAACGCAGUGCCUCAGUCUGACGUGUACAAGAUGCUGCAUGCCAACCAGGAGGAGCCCAGUCAACCUCGCCAGUCUGGCUCCUUUAAGGUGCUCCAGAAUUUAGUCUCCGAGGAAGAUGGACGCCCCAUGGGUACAAGAAGUGUGAAAGCACCUGUAACAAAGAUACCUACUGCUGUGCCUGGUGUCCAGAAAGUGCCACUGUGUGACAAGUGUGGGAAUGGGAUUGUAGGAACAGUGGUGAAGGCACGUGAUAAAUAUCGGCACCCAGAAUGUUUUGUGUGCUCUGACUGCAAUCUCAACUUGAAACAAAAAGGCUACUUCUUUGUGGAGGGCCAGCUAUACUGUGAAGUCCAUGCACGAGCUCGCAUGAGGCCACCAGAAGGAUAUGAAGCAGUUACCGUUUACCCAAAAUGUUAGUCUUACAUUAACACACAAAUAUAUGCAUGCACACAAAAAGCCAUUAACAGCUUAGAACUGCAGUACAAGUGUCAGGACUUCUGCCUGAUCCCAAAGUAGAAGCUUUUAAACAUUUUCUUGUGGGAUUCUUGGGAAGUGGAAGUCCCUAUUAGCCAGCAGUAGCAUGUUAUACCAGUAAAAUUCUGCUAAAAUAUUAUCUUUGAAGAUGCCAACAUAACUCAAUGAAGUAUAAACUAAAACAGCUGUACUGGAAUAAAAAAAGUGAGACAGCCAAGGUAUUACAUGAUUACUACAGUAUAUAUGUAAGUGCUGUAAUCAAGACAUUAUUUUUAACCUAAAUUAACUACCUAUGCAAACACCAAAGCCAUUCAAGUGAUACAGGCCAGGCCCUAACAAGUGGAGAAACUUGACAGAUCAUUAGAAAAGCAGCUAUUUUACAUGGAUAGUACAAAAUAAGCAGUUGUUCAUGUCUGCUUCUACCAUCUAUUAUUCAAGUACCAUUAAUGUAUGCCAAAAAUAGAUUUUGCUUAUUUUGCUUUGAAUUUGGGUUUAUAUUAACUUAAUUUUCUGAUGCAACAACUGUGAUAAGGGAUAAAUAUAAAUUCAUACAAUAAAAUGGCUAAUGUAAUAAAGACUUUAGUAAGAAGUAAAGAACAGAAAGUUCUACAUUGUUCUAGUGAUUUGCAGUGACAUCAGCUUUCACAUCACUUAGUAGAAAAUUGUUCUGAGGCACAUACACAUAUACGUUGUUUUUUGGGAAAAACAACAAAAACAAACACA